CUCUAAACGUUUCCUCCAUCAAGAGCGCUAAUAUUAGGAGGGACUGCUGCCCCAGCCACCCCUCCUGCGAUAGGCCUGACGCCAGCAUGAGACUCCAGUCUGGACCUCGACGCGGGGUGGGGACCGGCCAGGGAUGCAGUAUGCAGAGCCGGAGGCCGCCCCAUCGGUGCCUAGGGGAGCCCUUCGGGUCCACGGAACCCCCGCCAGGCGCCGGCCAACCCCAGCCCGAAGCCACCCUUCGCCCACAGGCCCAGAGGACGGGACACCUUGGCGGCGGGAUUACCCAAGGGGGCCGGGGAGGGCGGAGGAAACCUCCUUGGACCGGAAACACCGAGAACUGCUUCCGGGUCAGGGGGCAGAAGCCACCAUGGAACCUCUCCGGGUUGCGGGGCUGGCGGAACCGCGCGCCGGCGUCUGAGGCGAGCGAGGCGCUGCGCGGCCAGCGCCGCCGAUGACUCACUGGUUGUGUGGAAGGAAGUGGAUUUGACCAGACUGUCUGAGAAGGAACGUCGUGACGCCUUGAAUGAGAUUGUCAUUCUGGCGCUGCUGCAGCACGACAACAUUAUUGCCUACUACAAUCACUUCAUGGACAAUACCACCCUGCUGAUUGAGCUGGAGUACUGUAAUGGAGGGAACCUGUAUGACAAAAUCCUUCGUCAGAAGGACAAAUUGUUUGAGGAAGAGAUGGUGGUGUGGUACCUUUUUCAGAUUGUUUCAGCAGUGAGCUGCAUCCAUAAAGCUGGGAUCCUGCAUAGAGAUAUAAAGACAUUAAAUAUUUUUCUGACCAAGGCAAACCUGAUAAAACUUGGAGAUUAUGGUCUCGCAAAAAAACUUAAUUCUGAGUAUUCUAUGGCUGAGACGCUUGUGGGAACCCCAUAUUACAUGUCUCCGGAGCUCUGCCAAGGAGUAAAAUACAAUUUCAAGUCCGAUAUCUGGGCAGUAGGCUGUGUCAUUUUUGAACUGCUUACGCUAAAGAGAACAUUUGAUGCUACCAAUCCACUCAACUUGUGUGUGAAGAUCGUGCAAGGAAUCCGGGCCAUGGAAGUUGAUUCUAGCCAGUACUCUUUGGAACUGAUCCAGAUGGUCCACGAGUGCCUUGACCAGAAUCCUGAGCAGAGACCCACUGCAGAUGAACUUUUGGAUCGCCCCCUUCUCCGGAAACGCAGGAGAGAGAUGGAGGAAAAAGUCACUCUGCUUAAUGCACCUACAAAGAGACCAAGGUCAAGCACCGUGACUGAAGCACCCAUUGCUGUGGUAACCUCACGAACCAGUGAAGUCUAUGUUUGGGGUGGUGGGAAAUCCACCCCCCAGAAACUGGAUGUCAUCAAGAGUGGCUGUAGUGCUCGGCAGGUGUGCGCAGGGAAUACCCACUUCGCUGUGGUCACAGUGGAGAAGGAACUAUACACUUGGGUGAACAUGCAAGGGGGCACUAAGCUCCAUGGUCAGCUGGGCCAUGGAGACAAGGCUUCCUAUCGACAGCCAAAGAACAUGGAAAAUUUGCAAGGCAAAGCUAUCCACCAGGUGUUCUGUGGGGAUGAUUUCACAGUCUGUGUAACAGAUGAGGGUCAGCUGUAUGCCUUUGGAUCAGAUUAUUAUGGUUGCAUAGGGGUAGAUAAGAUUGCUGGCCCUGAAGUGCUAGAGCCCAUGCAACUGAACUUCUUCCUCAGCAAUCCAGUGGAGCAGGUCUCCUGUGGGGAUAAUCAUGUGGUGGUCCUGACACGAAACAAGGAAGUCUAUUCUUGGGGCUGUGGUGAAUAUGGACGACUGGGCUUGGAUUCAGAAGAGGAUUACUAUGUACCACAAAGGGUGGAUGUCCCCAAGGCUUUGAUUAUUGUUGCAGUUCAGUGUGGCUCUGAUGGGACCUUUCUGCUGACGCAGUCAGGCAAGGUGCUGGCCUGUGGACUCAAUGAGUUCAACAAACUAGGUCUGAACCAGUGCAUGUCGGGAAUUAUCAACCAUGAAGCUUACCAUGAAGUUCCCUACACAACCUCCUUCACCUUGGCCAAACAGUUGUCCUUUUAUAAAAUCUCUACCAUUGCCCCAGGCAAGACUCACACAGCUGCUAUUGACGAGCGAGGCCGUCUGCUGACGUUUGGCUGCAAUAAGUGUGGGCAGCUGGGUGUUGGGAAUUACAAGAAGCGCCUGGGAAUCAACCUGUUGGGAGGACCCCUCGGCGGGAAGCAAGUGAUCAGGGUCUCCUGCGGUGAUGAGUUCACAAUCGCUGCCACUGACGACAACCACAUUUUUGCCUGGGGCAAUGGUGGAAAUGGGCGCCUGGCAAUGACCCCCACUGAGAGACCACAUGGCUCUGAUAUCUGCACCUCGUGGCCUCGGCCUAUUUUUGGAUCUCUGCAUCAUGUGCCGGACCUGUCUUGCCGCGGCUGGCACACCAUCCUCAUCGUUGAGAAAGUAUUGAAUUCUAAGACCAUCCGUUCUAAUAGCAGUGGCCUCUCCAUUGGAACGGUGGUCCAGAGCUCCAGCCCAGGAGGUGGUGGUGGUGGUGGUGGCGGUGGGGGUGAGGAAGAGGACAGUCAGCAGGAGUCUGCAACUCCUGAUCCAAGUGGAGGCUUUCGAGGAACAAUGGAAGCAGACCGAGGAAUGGAAGGUUUCAUCAGUCCCACGGAGGCCAUGGGGAAUAGUGGCGGGGCCAGCAGCUCCUGUCCUGGCUGGCUUCGAAAGGAGCUGGAAAACGCAGAGUUCAUCCCCAUGCCAGACAGCUCAUCUCCCCUCAGUGGCGCGUUCUCCGAAUCCGAGAAGGACACCUUGCCCUAUGAAGAGCUGCAAGGACUCAAAGUGGCCUCCGAAGUGCCGGUGGAGCCCCAGCCCCCCACAGGAGCCUGGCUACCCCGGCUGACUGCUGCAGUACCUUGUACUGGGAAGGGAGCACCAGUGACUCCUGCCUGUGCAUGUAGCACUCUGCAGGUGGAGGUUGAGAGAUUGCAGGGUCUCGUGUUAAAGUGUCUGGCUGAACAACAGAAGCUACAGCAAGAAAACCUCCAGAUUUUUACCCAACUACACAAGCUGAAUAAGAAAUUAGAAGAAGGGCAGCAGGUGGGGAUGCAUUCCAAAGGAACUCAGACAGCAAAGGAAGAGAUGGAAAUGGAUCCAAAGCCUGACUUAGAUACAGACUCCUCCUGGUGCCUCCUGGGAACAGAGUCCUGUCGAUCCAGCCUCUAGUCUCCUGAGCCUGCAGAGCCCCCAGGAAACUGGGACCCAAAGAACUUCACAGCACACUUACUGAAUGCAGAGAGCAGCUUCCCUGGCUUUGUUCACUUGCAGACAAGGAGCAUAAGGCAGAGGCGCUGAAGCACUUUCCUUGUACGUUUGGAGAGUGGCAUUGCCUUUUAGAUAGGAUCUAGAGUGAGUUUUCUUGUUUUGGAGAAUGGAAGGGCCUUGUAGGCCUGGCUUUGUCAUCAGUGACUGCCAUAGCAACAGCAGCUCUGUACCUCAUGUGUUGAUCCCACCUUUGAAGAAGAGACGCAGUGCUCACUUUAAUUGCGCUGGUAGCAACUCAUAUCCCACUUAUCAUUUUCACCAUUGAUUCUAAGGUGCCUUGGGAAUUCAGCACCAGGCAUUGCACCUCUGGGUGAGGAGGGAAAGUGUAAAUCUGGAGUGGGCUGGGAUCGGGCACAGCCUGUCCAGGGCUCUCUGGAGAAUGGUAAAGUAUCCUGAGCCCUCUCAGACGCCCUGAGUUCAGGAAAAUUUGUGUGGUGGAAUCAAUGUAGGAUGCAUUUUCAGAAAGUUCAGUUACUUCAUGCAGCUAAAUGCUCCAGGGGAAAAAGCAUGUUUGGACUGUUUUUCCUCUGAAGGUUGGUAAGAUGUCUUUAAUGCGAAGUAGAAGAACAGAUCAUCCUCAGCACACAGUGGCCAGGUCAGGGUGGGAUUUCUCAGCUCUGAAAAAAGGAAGGAGUGUCUCAGAGAUUUGAGCCAGGCACCUUAGGCAAGGGCCUCAGGAGAAGACUGAGAGGGAGAGGAGCACCUCCUUCAGUGCUUCUACCUGGCUGGAUCACUAAGUCUCCUGCCCCAGGAGGGCUUCUUGUGCCUCUGCCUUCCUGGCUCUUAGGAGUCUGAUCUUGACAUCAGCAGCCCCAGCCCCUCCCUCUCUGUAUGUUUAGUCAGUAUUUCUCUCCUUUUGGUGUUUUUUGAAGCCAUGUCAUAACCAGUGAAUCUGUAUCAUCUUCCCUAUUCACGUGGCCCAAACCAGCACUGAACCCCAGGGUUCCUAGAACCCUAACACAACAGGUAGAACCUGCCAAGUGAAAGAAAUGUGGCUGCAGUUUUUUUUUUUUUUUUUUUGGUCUUUUUGAGACAGGGUUUCACUACACAGU
Molecule: messenger RNA, 4328 nt
Organism: Chinchilla lanigera (long-tailed chinchilla)
Lineage: Eukaryota; Metazoa; Chordata; Mammalia; Rodentia; Chinchillidae
Gene: Nek9
Product: NIMA-related kinase 9
Biological process (GO): protein phosphorylation
Cellular component (GO): centrosome
Molecular function (GO): protein kinase binding; protein kinase activity; ATP binding
Source: RefSeq, a predicted model, not a curated record